UUUCUCCUUCAUAAAAAAGUCCAAAGUCCAAACACAAAUCUUCCUCUACUUAUACCCUUCUUCCUCUACGUUUCUUCCCACAAACAACCCUUCAUCGAUCUCAUCUUCGUCUUUCUCUAUCAACGAGAAUGGCUUCCUCUGUAACCCCCACCCCCUUGUUGAAAGAUGAACUCGAUAUUGUUAUACCCACAAUCAGAAACCUCGAUUUCCUCGAGAUGUGGAGGCCAUUCUUCCAACCCUACCAUUUGAUUAUCGUACAAGAUGGUGAUCCUUCAAAAGUCAUCAAAGUACCUGAAGGUUUCGAUUAUGAACUCUACAAUCGUAAUGACAUCAACAGAAUUCUGGGACCUAAGGCUUCUUGCAUAUCCUUCAAAGAUUCUGCUUGUCGUUGCUUUGGUUAUAUGGUCUCCAAGAAGAAGUAUAUCUUCACCAUUGACGAUGAUUGCUUUGUUGCUAAAGAUCCAUCCGGAAAUGACAUCAAUGCCCUUGAACAACACAUCAAGAACCUAUUAUCUCCAUCAACUCCAUUUUUCUUCAACACCCUCUACGAUCCAUACAGGGAAGGUGCCGAUUUCGUCCGUGGAUAUCCAUUUAGUCUUCGCGAGGGGGUCUCAACCGCCGUUUCUCACGGCCUCUGGCUCAACAUACCGGAUUAUGAUGCCCCCACUCAACUCGUCAAGCCUCGUGAAAGGAACACUAGAUUUGUGGACGCGGUUAUGACCAUACCAAAGGGAACCCUCUUCCCGAUGUGCGGAAUGAAUCUUGCUUUUGACCGUGAGCUGAUCGGUCCGGCAAUGUACUUCGGUCUCAUGGGUGACGGUCAGCCAAUCGGGCGCUACGACGACAUGUGGGCUGGUUGGUGCAUCAAGGUGAUCUGCGACCACCUAGGGUUAGGUGUGAAGACAGGGUUACCAUACAUAUGGCACAGUAAGGCUAGCAACCCGUUUGUGAACUUGAAGAAGGAAUACAAAGGAAUCUACUGGCAAGAGGAGUUGAUCCCAUUUUUCCAAGCUGCCACCCUGCCAAAAGAAUGCACAACAGUUCAGAGUUGCUACAAGGAGCUUUCAAAACAGGUGAAGGCUAAACUCGGGAAGAUUGAUGACUAUUUCAACAAGUUAGCUGAUGCCAUGCUCACAUGGAUUGAAGCAUGGGAUGAGCUCAACCCUUCUACUUCUCAGAAGCUUUCUAAUGGGAAAUAGACCAAUUUCAAGUUUAGUUUAAGUGUUUAACUACUAUUGAUUUUUCACUUAUACAAGAUAUUAUUAUGAGUUUUUUUUUUCUUUUUUCUUUUUUGCGGUAUGGAUUAUUAUUGAUUAUGGAGGAUGUUAGGUUUGUUUCCCUCUUUUAUAACAUAGUGUUUUUUAUUGUUA
Molecule: messenger RNA, 1370 nt
Organism: Lactuca sativa (garden lettuce)
Lineage: Eukaryota; Viridiplantae; Streptophyta; Magnoliopsida; Asterales; Asteraceae
Product: putative UDP-arabinopyranose mutase 2
Biological process (GO): plant-type cell wall organization or biogenesis; UDP-L-arabinose metabolic process
Cellular component (GO): cytosol; Golgi apparatus
Molecular function (GO): UDP-arabinopyranose mutase activity
Source: RefSeq, a predicted model, not a curated record